AUGAUUCAAGAGCAUGUGAGGAGAGUGCAAUCUUGGUACAAUUUAACAGGGCCUAAAAUAGCGUGCCUUCUCGUGUUUAUCUUUAUAUUCGUGGUGACAAUGUUCUUUGUCAAUGUGUCCGCUAACAUUUCGUCGUUCUGGUCUCCCAUGAAGGCGUACAACCACUCGCUGCAAGACACUGGGUGCGACUUCUUCAAUAACGGAUACCAAUCAGAGUCUAACUACAACAACGUGGUGGACAUAAUUAUGAUCUGUUUCCUUGCCAUCUCAAUCUUUUUUAUUCUUAUAAAUCGGCUGGCUGUGUUUAUUGCGCUGAAGCUUCUGGGCUGUCUGAGUCUAACGUACUUGCUCAGAUGCAUCACUCUCAUGUUCACAGCCUUGCCUGACUCGUGGGACUUGGGCAUAAGAACCAUUUGCAACACUUUCUCUGAGAUGUCUCGAGACAGAGGAGGAGAUUUAAUAUUCAGUGGACACACUUUGCUUGUCUGCACCUUUGCCCACUGCUGGUCUUCCUUCUACAUAAUCAGCGAUUCCUUCGCUUUCCACGUUAUAUCGGCAAUAUGUGCAUGGAUUGUUGCAGUUACCAUCUUUGUAUUUAUAGUUGUUGGCAGACUGCACUACACGAUAGACGUGCUUCUUGGGAUAUACAUUGCAAGCGGAGUGUGGUGGAGUUCAGACUAUUUCCUGACGAGAUACUUUGAGCUGCCGGUGUGCAAGCUCAAGUUCAGAGAAGAAAGAAUACCUGCAAUGAUAAGCUCGUCCUGCGAUGACACUGCAGUAGAUGUGGAGCAGCCUGUGGGUGUAGAGCACGUAUAA
This is a messenger RNA of Nematocida minor, 816 nucleotides long. RefSeq lists its product as uncharacterized. Gene Ontology annotation, molecular function: sphingomyelin synthase activity; ceramide cholinephosphotransferase activity. NCBI's taxonomy places the organism in Eukaryota, Fungi, Microsporidia. The record is from RefSeq and is a predicted model, not a curated record. Gene Ontology annotation, biological process: ceramide biosynthetic process. Gene Ontology annotation, cellular component: Golgi membrane; endoplasmic reticulum membrane. The transcript has a single exon. Bases 1 to 816 code for a protein of 271 amino acids.